AUGAAACUGGUUCUCGUGACUUGCAUGGCCCUCCUUGCAGGCCUCGCUGGUGCAGAAAAUGUCUCGCAAAAGAGAGACGACAAGGGCGUCAUCAAGAUGAAGCUUGAUCACUUGAACAGGAAAGGCUACUUGGUGGAGAUGAGGUUUGGCUCAAACAAGGAAAAGGCAUCGCUUUGGCUCGAAACCUCGUCCUCGGACAUUUGGUUGCCCUCCUCUGGAGUCAAUUGCACCAGUUCCGAUUCCGAUUGUGAGUCCCUUGGCUCUUUCAAUUGGGCACAGUCAUCAUCCUUCCAUGACAACGUUACGGCUCACAAUUUCUCAUACUAUUUUGAUCCCGACUCUAUCCAAGGAAUCUGGGGGUAUGACAAUGUCGUUGUUGGAGGUGUCGAGGUGAAGGAUUUGACCUUUGGAGUUGCUCAAGAGUCUAUCUACUCUGGCGGGGUCUGUGGCAUUGGGAAAAAAGAAAAAGAGCUGAACCUCCUCUAUGUCAACGAAACGGCUUAUGAGAACUUGCCCCUCAAGAUGAAGAGCCAGGGCUUGAUCAACAAGGCUGCCUAUUCGAUUUUUUUGAACUCGAGCGAUGCCAUUGAAGGGCAGCUUUUGUUUGGUGGAGUGGAUCAUGCAAAGUAUGAGGGACAGCUCGUGACUCUACCAAAGGCUAGCAACGGACCAUUUCUGGGACCCUUCGUCGCUAUGGACUAUCUCUACUUUAACGAGAACCCUUCUAUGAGCAACAAGACCAACGUGACGCAGGAAAUCCCUCCACCAUACCGAGCAAAGAUUAACGUGGGGGUCGAAUGGUCUAAUCUUCCCCAUGACAUUUUUCAACAGUUUGCUGUCAAUGUUAAUGCCACCUGGAACGAUACUUCGUCCUUGUGGAACGUUCCCUGUGAUUCUGCAUCGUUAAUGACGGUCGGGUUCGCUUUCAGCAACAUUUCCAUUGAAGUUCCCUUGACUGACUUGAUCUACUCCCCAGUCAACGGCACGUGUGUGUUGACAGUCUUUCCCUUCUAUAAUGAUGAGAGCAUGUCUUACAUUUCCUUGGGCCACAACUUUUUGAGACACGUCUACGCUGUGUUUGACAUGGAAGACGAUACCGUGUCUAUUGCCCGGGCCAAGUAUACCGACGAAGAGGAUAUCGUAGCCUUCUCGGGGUCUAUUCUGAGCAACAGUACUGCCAUUGACUCCUCUGACUCCUCCAACCCUGGCUCUUCUUCCGUCGCUGCUCACAGCCAACCCGCAAAGUCUUCGUCCAAGAACGAAGGGAUGGUUCACGGGACCAGUAUUUUGGGAUUCGUUGCAAUCUUGUUGGCCCACCUCUCCAUCUUUUAA
This is a messenger RNA of [Candida] anglica, 1332 nucleotides long. The record is from the annotation of a GenBank genome assembly. NCBI's taxonomy places the organism in Eukaryota, Fungi, Ascomycota, Pichiomycetes, Serinales, Debaryomycetaceae.